UUAGUAUUUGAAUUUACACCGGACCAACGAACCAUAUUUAACACCAUUUUGGUUUGCAUCGAUAUAGACCAUGUAUGGUGUCAAUUUGGUGUUAAAAUGGUCAUGAAAUUUUGAACAGUGUAGCUACUCCCAAAGAUAAUACUUUAUUAUCUUUGGCUACGCCACUGAUGUUAUGUGUUGUGAAACGUCCAUUUGACAAUAUUUUUGUAGAAAAGUUUAAUUUUUUUUCAAUAAAAUUUGUAUCCUAACAUUUUUAACGUAUCUCUAUAUAAAAUGGCUGAAGAACCGAAUGUCGAAGCAGCCCAGCCCGAAAAGAAGAAACCCAGGGAGUUCGUGUUCAACGACCCGGACUCGUGGCCAGAGUGUUGCACAGAAGCGAAAAACCAAUCGCCAAUCGACAUACAAACGAGCGAGGUGAAACGCGAACGCUUUCCGCCGUUCCGUUUCAAAAACUACCGCAAGAAGUUCAACGCUUUGAUAGCGAACAACGGGCAGAAUCUCACGAUGGUGUGUUGCGACUGCAACGAAGAUCAAAUCUUGGUGUCCGGAGGGUGUUUCGAGGACGAGCAAUACGAGCUGUACAAAAUAUUUUUUAAAUGGCCGGCAGAACACGAGAUAAACGGCCAAAGCUACCCGUUAGGCGUGCAACUGGUGCACCAGUCGAAAAAAUACCCCAAAAUGGAGGAUGCUCUGAAAAAUAACGCUGUGGUUGUAUUGGAAAUAUUCGCGGACACUAAAAAUCACAGACAUAGCAACAUAUUUGGCACAAUCGCGCGACAAAUACCGCAAGUAAUGAAGGAAAUUAAGAAGCCUGCUAUGUUGAACCGAAAAAUUCGUUUGGCCGAUUUUCUUCCACCAGAUACUGACAUGUAUUUCACUUACACUGGUUCCAUACCUAGUCCGCCUUGUUCCGAAGGGGUUACAUGGGUGGUUUUUCAAAAACCCAUUCAUAUUUGCGGGUUACAAUUAAAGAUGUUUUCUUGUAUAAGGGAUAAAGAGGGAGAGCCCAUUUUGGAAAAUUGCAGAUCUUUGCAAAAGUUAAAUGAGCGGGUGAUUAUAUCCAGUGAACCUUGUUAAAAUAUAAAUAAAUAUUUAGGGA
Brassicogethes aeneus is the source of this 1099-nucleotide messenger RNA. The record is from the annotation of a GenBank genome assembly. Lineage: Eukaryota; Metazoa; Arthropoda; Insecta; Coleoptera; Nitidulidae.